CUCCGUUAUAAACACAGAGAGAAGCCAAGGAUUGAGCACCAACAAACUGCAGCCCUUGUCUUGCCAACCUUUCUCUUCCAUUUCCAUACCGAAGAAAGUAGCAUCAGAGCCUCAAAACCACAAGCAUGGCUUACCAUCUAAGAUCUGCAAGCGCGCCUUCCAGCCCUCGCUCAAACAAACCCCAAGUAGAGCAGCAGCUCCAGAGCCUGAGCGCAACCAUCUCUUCGCCCUUGGUGACCAUCGAUACGGCAUGCAAAGGUUUGAUGAAGCUGGAAGACAUCUACAGCUGCAUUGAAGAGAUGAUGUGCACACCCAGCAACCAAGUCAGCUUCUGCAAGACCCUGCAAAGGGUGGCAGUGGAGGCCGAGCUUGGACGGUCCCUCGUCGUGCUUGACCUCUGCAACGCCAUGCAGGAGACCUUGAUGGAGCUGAAGAUGACUGUCCAAGAGCUCUUGUUGGUUCUGAAGAGAGGAGAGGAUGUAACUUGCCAGUUCAAGGCGUACAUCCGGCUAGCCAAGAAGGCACAAAAGCAGUUCAAGAAGAUCAGCAAGAAAACUGCUUCAGACAAGAAUGAUUCUAGGAUGGUGAUGCUAAUGGCAGAAGCGAGAGAGAUCACCAUUUCACUUCUCGAAUCCAUAUCCUGCAUCUUGUCGAAGCAAAUUGAGAUGCCCAAGUGGUCUCUUGUCUCCAAAACAUUGCAGAAGAGCAAAGUUGUGUGCAAAGAGGAGCAAUUGCGGGCAUUGGAGUGCAGUAUCGAAGAUCUUGAGAGCGGAGUGGAACUUCUGUACAGGAGUUUGAUCCAGAACAGAGUUUUUCUUCUCAAUGCUCUUAGUUUGUAGAUACCCUGAGCUCUAGUUCCUGCGGUUGGCAUCCACCUUUUAAAGGAUUAGUCAACCAUCCUAACAGUUUUGCAAUAUGUAUGCAUAGAAAGUUCAA
Triticum urartu is the source of this 936-nucleotide messenger RNA. Lineage: Eukaryota; Viridiplantae; Streptophyta; Magnoliopsida; Poales; Poaceae. The record is from RefSeq and is a predicted model, not a curated record.